UCGAUAUGUUCGCCCCGGGGCGAUGGCUUCUCCCGCUGCUUUGGCUGAUCUGCUGGACCGAUGGUGCCCGAAUCCUGAUCAUAGCCCCCUUCGAGGGCCAUUCACAGUGCCUGCUGAUGACACCCUACAUACAGGCCCUUGUCGAUAGGGGUCACCAGUUGACGGUGAUUCAUGCAUUCCAGCAUUGCCAGCAUUCUAGCAUAGGAAAAACUACAUACAUACGCAUAACGGAUAAUAAUAAUGUAUAUUCAGAAUUCGAAGAGAUCCUGAUACAAUCUUUAACGGCAAAUAAAUGGAUAGAAAUGAAUUCCAUGACCAGACUCAUGAUUAAAGUAUCACUGAAUGUGCUUCAUAACUCUGAGGUUCGUCAGUUGGUCCAUUCAAACACCACUUUCGACCUUGUAGUUGUGGAACCCUCAUUCACCGAUUUGCUUUUCGGCUUGGCAGCUCAAUUCAACGCCCCCUUGAUUGGUCUCUCAACCUGCGGAGCGGAUUGGAAUCUGAACAGUCUAGUGGGUCAAUCCUCAUCCAUGAUUGUGGAGCCGUUAAUGCCCUUGGGGGCAAGAGCCGUGAAAAACCUGUGGGAUCGGAUGUACAAUUGGUACUACACCACCGAGGAGUGGCUGUUAAUGCAACUGGUUUUCCUUCCGAAACUGAAACAAGUCCACGAUCACUUCUUUGGCCACUUGGAACGGAGCUUCUUGGAGAUCCGACACGGCUUCUCCCUGAUGCUACUCAACAGUCACUUCAGUCUAUUUCGGGCCAGAUUGAGUGUUCCGGGAAUGGUAGAAGUGGCCGGAUUGCACAUCCCAAAAGAGGACCCAAAGCUACCCAAGGAUCUGCAAAAGUUCAUCGAUGAGGCGAAGCAUGGUGUGAUCUACUUUGCCUUAGGUGUGGAAAUGCAGAGCAGGGAUUUGCCAAAAGAAACGCAGAAAAUGUUUCUGGAAACGUUUAUGCAACUGCCGCAGCGAGUGAUUUGGAAAUUUGAAGGUGAGCCACCAUGUGAGGUAGCCGGUAAUAUCUUCCUGGCGGAGCUGUUGCCACAACAGGCCAUCCUGGCCCAUCCGAAUGUGAAGGUCUUCAUUAGCCAUGGGGGCAUGAUGAGCACCAUUGAGGCAGCCUACUAUGGAAAACCUGUGCUGGGCAUGCCUGUGUUCUUCGAUCAAUUCAGAAACUUAGAACUCUUGCUGGAGGACGGUGCUGCCCUCCAGGUGAGCAUUAACAGCCUGACUGCCAAGGACUUCAUGGAGGCUUUGGAUAGUUUGAUAAACGUGCCAAGUUACCGAGAAAAUUCGUUGGCCAUAUCGAAAAGAUUCCGGGAUCAGCCCAUGCAUCCCAUGGAUGUGGCCAUUUACUGGACGGAGUAUAUCAUACGCUAUAGGGGAGCAAAUCAUUUAAGAGUUUGUCCCUCCCAUAUAAGGCUGGUAGAAUAUUAUGCCGUGGACAAAUUCCUGAUGGUGGGAAUCCGACUAUCCCUGGUUGUGGUCAUUGUUUUCAUGGCUCUUUCCAAGUGGAGGUGCCUCCUGGCCCAUUUGGUCCUUGUGGCGGAGCGGUUUUGGCCCAUUUAUAUAGUGAUAAGUUGCAUAGUUAAAAUAUGUAAGUAUUUAAGUUUAAAGUUUAAUUUUUAAAUAGGUUUGUUUAUACAUUUAUAUGGAAAUAGGAGUAUGUUGGUUUAACUGCGUAAUAAUACAUUAGUGGUUAGUGCUAGAGGUUAAAUAUCUACAAUGUUGUCUGUUAAGAACAACAAUAAUUCAAAAUUUAUGCAAGUAGAGUAAGACUUCUGCAACUUUGGGAUAAAGUUUUAAGUGAGUUAUGAAAUUUAAAAAUUGUACUAAACAAUAAGUGGUAUCCUAUUAUUAGAGUGAUUUCUAUAAAAUUGAAAUAUCUUUUGUUGUUUUUUCGCUUGAUUAUAGCUGCAAAAAUGAAUGAUAAGCUUUAUCUAAUCUUAAUUAUACCCUUUAUUUAUGAUGAUUAAAAGUGUUUCCAGGUUUAUAUUUGGAAUCGAUUAAGUGCUUUUGUCUAGGCACCGUCAGACAAACAUACAUUUUUUCUGUAGUCCUGCAUUAAUUUCAAUUUUUAAUUUGUU
Messenger RNA from Drosophila serrata, 2086 nucleotides. Its product is annotated as UDP-glycosyltransferase family 304 member A1. Lineage: Eukaryota; Metazoa; Arthropoda; Insecta; Diptera; Drosophilidae. Gene Ontology annotation, molecular function: UDP-glycosyltransferase activity. The record is from RefSeq and is a predicted model, not a curated record.